AUGAGGAAGAACUUGUGGCCAGGAUGUGAGCAGUAUUGUGAUCAAAUUGAUAUUGUGGGAGGGCUGAGCGCAAGGUCUACCUGCAGGAAGUUGGCAGCGGAAACCGGGAUAGUGGUGAAGAGCAUCCUAGCAGAGAAGAGGUUCUGCCGGAAAAAGCUGGUGGAGAUGCAACUGAAAGUUUUGAAGAUUUUGGAGACUACCAGGGACCAUGUUCUGCCCAUCGACUAUUACUUUCCACCCCAGAAGACCUGCCUGAUUUGUGGGGAUGAAGCUUCUGGCUGUCACUAUGGAGCUCUCACUUGUGGAAGCUGCAAAGUCUUCUUUAAAAGAGCCGCUGAAGGAAAACAGAAGUACCUGUGUGCCAGCAGAAAUGAUUGCACCAUCGAUAAAUUCCGAAGGAAAAAUUGUCCAUCUUGUCGCCUCCGGAAAUGCUAUGAAGCAGGGAUGACUCUGGGAGCCCGGAAGUUGAAGAAACUUGGGAAUCUGAAACUACAGGAGGAAGCGGAGGCUUCGAACACCACCAGCGCCACUGAGGAGCCAGCCCAGAAGCUGACAGUGUCACAUAUUGAAGGCUAUGAGUGUCAGCCCAUCUUUCUGAAUGUCCUGGAAGCCAUUGAGCCAGGUGUGGUGUGUGCUGGACAUGACAACAACCAGCCUGACUCCUUUGCAGCCUUACUCUCUAGCCUCAAUGAACUGGGUGAAAGACAGCUUGUACACGUGGUCAAGUGGGCCAAGGCCUUGCCUGGCUUCCGCAACUUGCACGUGGACGACCAGAUGGCAGUCAUUCAGUACUCCUGGAUGGGGCUUAUGGUGUUUGCCAUGGGCUGGCGGUCCUUCACCAAUGUCAACUCCAGGAUGCUCUACUUUGCCCCUGACCUGGUUUUCAAUGAGUACCGCAUGCACAAGUCCCGGAUGUACAGCCAGUGUGUCCGAAUGAGGCACCUCUCUCAAGAAUUUGGAUGGCUCCAAAUCACCCCCCAGGAAUUUCUGUGCAUGAAGGCACUGCUGCUCUUUAGCAUUAUUCCAGUGGAUGGGCUGAAAAAUCAAAAAUUCUUUGAUGAACUUCGAAUGAACUACAUCAAGGAACUUGAUCGUAUCAUCGCAUGCAAGAGAAAAAAUCCCACAUCCUGCUCAAGGCGCUUCUACCAGCUCACCAAGCUCCUGGACUCUGUGCAGCCUAUUGCACGAGAGCUGCAUCAAUUCACUUUUGACCUGUUAAUCAAGUCCCACAUGGUGAGCGUGGACUUUCCAGAAAUGAUGGCAGAGAUCAUCUCUGUGCAAGUGCCCAAGAUCCUUUCCGGGAAAGUCAAGCCCAUCUAUUUUCACACGCAGUGAAGCUUUGGAAGCCCCCAUUUUUUCACCCCACCCCACUCCCUUUUUCAGAAAUCUUCUGCCUGUAUUAACUCUGCACUACUUCUCUGCAGUGCCUUGGGGAAUUUCCUCUACUGAUGUACAGUCUGUCAUGAAGAUGUUCUUGAGUUCUAUUUGCUGGGCUUUUUUUUCUCUUUUGCUCCUUUCUUUUC
Molecule: messenger RNA, 1523 nt
Organism: Physeter macrocephalus (sperm whale)
Lineage: Eukaryota; Metazoa; Chordata; Mammalia; Artiodactyla; Physeteridae
Product: androgen receptor
Exons: 8
Coding region: 1-1335 (444 amino acids)
Biological process (GO): nuclear receptor-mediated steroid hormone signaling pathway; male gonad development; positive regulation of transcription by RNA polymerase II
Cellular component (GO): nucleus; chromatin
Molecular function (GO): estrogen response element binding; zinc ion binding; nuclear receptor activity
Source: RefSeq, a predicted model, not a curated record